AUGGCCGACGUCCCUUCUGCCAGAAAUGCGAAACUGUCCUCACAGUGGUCUGAAGAUGAAACAGACAGUCCAUCCUUUGACCUAUUUGGGAGCAUUUUUCCCGAGCCACCUGUAAAGAGAUUCGCAAGUUUAAGUGAAAGGGCACUUGAAGAGCUUGUAAGUGAGCGCCACUCAACAAAGACGAAAGAAGUCACAAACUGGUCUGUGACAACAUUUAAAGCUUGGUGUUCAGAAAAACAGAUUCAAACCCCGCUUGAAGCGAUGAAAAUAGGUCAGCUUGAUCAAAAUCUACGCAGAUUUUGUGUAGAAGCGAGAUAAAAAAUGAAGGGCGGAGAUUACUGUAGAUCGACCUUACUGGGUUUUCGUCAUUCGAUAGAAAGAUGCCUAAACGCCCUACUAUUUAGCAGAGGCCUACAAAUUUCAACUGAACCAAGAUUUGCAAGAUCAAACCUCAAGCUAGAUGCGCAAAUAAAAAAUCUAAAACGAAGCGGGAAAGAAAAUGUCACGCACAAAUCUGCUAUCGAGGAAGAAGACCUCCAGAAGCUGAAAUCAAGCGAAGUGUUGUCCUUAUCGUCACCGCUCUCCUUGUUGAGAAAUGUUUGGUUUCAUGUCGUCCUGUUUAUCUGCAGACGGGACUUGAAUGGCAAAGAAGCUUGA
Messenger RNA from Stylophora pistillata, 657 nucleotides. RefSeq lists its product as uncharacterized. The record is from RefSeq and is a predicted model, not a curated record. Lineage: Eukaryota; Metazoa; Cnidaria; Anthozoa; Scleractinia; Pocilloporidae.